CGCACGCACCGGGAGAAAUGUCAAGUUGACGUUUCUCGCCUAAAAAUGAUGUAAACCGAAGUAAAUGAAGUAAUUACCGCGUUUGCUGUUAUUUAGAUUAAUUUAAACAUGGGCCAGCAAACCAACUACAUCCUGUUCUUCAUCUGGUUAAGUUAUUUAAUAAUUACUUCGAUUUUACUAUUCACUAGAGGCUUUCUACUAUCCAGAGAGGUGCAAAACAAUAAUUCUACCUGUUUAUCACAUGAAGAUGUUCCCUGUCCGGAAGGACAAUCUUAUUUAAACAACAUUACUAACGGAAAUGAAAACCAAUGCCAUUACAAUGAGAAAAUACUUAAGAUAAUCGAUGAAAUGCCUAAUGCUGGAGGUAUUUGCUUGCCUCCAAAAGCCAGAGUGGUUUUGCUUAUUGUAGAUGCCUUAAGGUAUGAUUUUACUGUGUAUGAUAAAAAAAAUGAAAAACCGACAUUCUAUCAAAACAAGUUGCCUAUAAUACAUGAACUGAGGGAGAAAUACCCCACAUCUACAAGACUGUAUAAAUUUAUUGCUGAUCCACCCACAACAACAAUGCAGAGAUUAAAAGCAUUAACUACAGGUAGUUUACCUACAUUUAUUGAUGCUGGGUCUAAUUUUGCUACUUAUGAAAUUAAUGAAGACAAUCUUAUAGACCAGUUAAAUAGAAACAACUAUAAAACUGUAUUUAUGGGUGAUGAUACCUGGGAAGGCCUUUAUCCCAAUAGAUUUUUAAGAAACUACCCCUUCCCCUCUUUUAAUGUAUGGGAUUUGGACACUGUAGAUAUAGGGGUGACUGAAAACUUAUUCCCUGAAUUAAAAAAAUCUGAUUGGAACUUACUUAUUGGCCAUUACCUUGGCGUUGAUCAUGUUGGGCACAAACAUGGGCCAAGUCAUCCUGAAAUGAGCAGAAAGUUGGGAGAAGUUAACGAAGUUAUCGAGAGAGUAGUUAAAGAAAUUGAUAAAAAUACUAUGUUAUUUGUAAUAGGGGACCAUGGUAUGACUGUUACAGGAGAUCAUGGAGGUGAAAGCACAGAUGAGGUGACAGCUGGAAUGUUUGUUUACUCCAAGGAAACUCUUUUUAAAUUUCAAAAAGAUUCAGACAGUGUCAAACAAGUUGAUCUUGUACCCACACUUUCUGCAAUCUUGGGAAUACCAACGCCUUUUCAAAGUCUUGGAAAUAUAAUCCUAAAUUGUCUCCCAAUAACAAAUAAAACCAACCAAAUUGAGGAAUGGAAAUUUGCCAUGUUUUCCAUGUGGGCUAAUGUGCAGCAGGUUUUUGAAUACAUUAAGGUGUACAGUGAGAAAAGUGACACAUUUAAAGUUAAAAAUUUAAAGUCUUACUUUGAGAAAUACUCUGUAUUAAAUUCAAAGUUACUUACAAUCAACUCUGAAGUUAAAUUUACGGAGUUUUCUAGAGAAUUAUCCGAAUUUAUUGCCAGCCUAAGAACUAUGUGUGAGGAAGUAUGGGUACAAUUUGACUCACAUUUGAUGUCAAGAGGUCUACUUUUUUUAUUUUUAUCAAUAUUCUUUGUUUACACCAUUGUGGAUGGUAUUCCUCUAGAAAAUUUGCCUCACAUUUUCAAAAGUUCUUUUGUUUUGUUCUCUUUUGGUUCCAUGUGCAUUGCCACUAUAUUUGUUUGUGCUUUAAAAUACUUUGAGAUUAUUGAUGAGUUACUUUACAAUGUAUUCUUUAUAAAUGGAGUUGUGUCUCAGGUGAUGCUUGUGAUGCUAAUAGUACAAAACUGGGAGGUGGUCAGCGAGACCUGGCAUGCUAGAAGAAAAUUAAACAAAACAGUUAACACAAUUUGUAGAUUCAUAAUGGUUUUUAACGUUUGCGGUGUGUUUUCCAAUAGCUAUAUCAUUGAAGAAUCAUUUGUCUUGAUGUUCCUCCUGGUAACUGUUAUUUUACUGGGCACCAUAGGAAUUGGAGCGCCGACUCCAGUAGCGGAUCCAAAGAAAAAUAAGGAAAACACCUUGAUUCGUUGGUCCAAAAUAAAAUUAUUCUUCUUGGCCCUUUGUAUAGCUGGGUUAGUAAGGUGUACUUUAUAUUUCUGGAGAUGCAGAGAAGAACAACAAUGGUGUUUUGCAAUGCCUCAUGAAGUCAAUAACAUCACCUCAAAAAUGGAAACUUCCAAAGUGCAAUUCUUCAUUACUUUAGUUUGUUUGGGACUAUUUAUUUUUGUAACCAAGGUUUGGUUAAGGGAAUGCGGCAAUCUCAAUGGUUACGCUAUUAACGUUAUCAUGGCAAAAUAUUUGCCUUCAGUUUUGGUUGUGUGCAUAGCGGGUUAUUGGGGCUUAAGCAAGUACCCUCAGCAACAAAAGAAGAACACCCCAUACAUCCCGGAAAAUUUUUUGGCCUGGUCCGUCUAUGGUUUUGCUUAUUUCGGUUUAUUAACCAUUAUUUUUGAUCCUCUAUGCGUUUACAUAUUGCCCAGAAAAGAUGGAGAAAUCUAUGAGGAUAAUCUUGACACUAAAAGUAACAUAAUACCUCAGAUAUUCAAUAGGAUGAAAAAAGCUUACUCCGAAAAAAGGUCCAAGGAUGGUAUACCCAUAGUGUGUGGUUUGGGUACAGUUUACAGUGCCGUAUAUGUUAUAUGCGGAAUUUAUGUGACUUUGAUUUUCUGUCUUUUGUUGGGAGAUUUUGUAGCACCCAGUGCUGUUAUAAUGUUUUUAACAGCCGGCUUUGUGUUAAUUAUUACAUCAGUUAUAAGAAUACAACAAGCUAAUACCAUUGAAUCCCUUUUCGACAUUCCAAACAUCUCAAUCUUAGUAUGGGUCAUCCUGUCGCAAUACUUUUUCUAUGGCACUGGUCAUCAAACAGCGUUCCCCAACAUAAACUGGAACUCAGCAUUCGUAGGACUACGCAACGUUCCGAUGUUAAACUACAUACCUGCCACCCUUGUUAUUGUAAACACGUUCUGUUCCCACAUGCUAAUGGGUUUUUUGCUACCACUGGUGUUGAUUGCUCCUUUUAACGUAUUUGUCAUGAUUCCUUCGGUUGUUGGUAAAAAACACGAUCUCCAGACGGCCUCGCAACGCGGUGAAGUUUUGCUGUACGAGAGGGAUGACGUUAUGAUUACGUCUACGUUCACGUUAGCCUGCAAAUACGUUAUGUGCCAUGGUUUAAGGGUAUUUGCUUGUAUGUUGUCAGCCACAAUCCACUGCAGACAUUUGAUGGUUUGGAAAAUUUUUGCCCCAAAGCUGAUUUUUGAAUCCAUAGGAAUGAUUGUAACCAUAGCAUCAGUAUUCUUAGGUUAUUUAGUUUUGAUUAGAAUUAACAAAAAGGUGGACAAACUUGUAUCACACCUAAACAAAAUAAGUUGAUUUAUUUUAAAUUAUUUUUUAUUUUCAUUCCAAUCUAGUCGAUUCUAAACCAUUUUACCUCACUGUACAAGACUGUAAGUAUAUUGAAUAUAAUUAUAUUAAUAAUAUUGGAAUAAAUGAUCACAUUUUUUUUAUUAACUAAAAUGUUUUAAAUUGACGGGAUUUUAUAGAUUUCUAGGUAAAAUUAUUACCGUAAUUAUUACCGUAAUAAUGCUACCAUUCUAAUAUUUGUGUGAGCCCACAAGUUUUAUUAUUGAAUAAUUAUUAUUUGAGUAUUAGGUACUCCAAUAAAUAAUAUAGGUACAAUAUUUUGCGUUAACCUUUUCUCAGUAUUUUGUAUGUAAGUACCUACUGCCAUUAUUUUAUAGAUACAUACUUACCUACCUAAUUGUCUUGUUAUUUGUUAUAUUUGUGUAAUGUAUAUUAUGGAAUGUUUCCGCAUUGAAUAAAGC
Brassicogethes aeneus is the source of this 3785-nucleotide messenger RNA. The record is from the annotation of a GenBank genome assembly. Lineage: Eukaryota; Metazoa; Arthropoda; Insecta; Coleoptera; Nitidulidae.